Messenger RNA from Drosophila innubila, 940 nucleotides. It is a transcript of the gene P5cr-2, whose product is annotated as pyrroline-5-carboxylate reductase 3. Gene Ontology annotation, biological process: L-proline biosynthetic process. The record is from RefSeq and is a predicted model, not a curated record. The transcript is spliced from 2 exons. Bases 50 to 868 code for a protein of 272 amino acids. Gene Ontology annotation, molecular function: pyrroline-5-carboxylate reductase activity. Lineage: Eukaryota; Metazoa; Arthropoda; Insecta; Diptera; Drosophilidae.
CCGACUUUGUCAAGUGCAGUCGGUUUUUUUUUUAAAAUAACAAAUUGUAAUGGGUUCUAUUGGAAAAAUCGGUUUCCUUGGAGGAGGCAACAUGGCUAAAGCCUUGGCAAAGGGCUUCAUUGCAGCAGGUCUUACCAAACCAAACGGUGUCAUUGCAAGCGUACAUCCCGCUGACAAGAUAUCACUGCAAUCCUUUCAAGAACUGGGCAUUGAAACGCUGGUAGAGAAUGCACCCGUUGUGGAGCGAUCUGAUGUUGUAUUUGUGUCCGUAAAGCCGCAGGUGGUGCCCAAAGUGCUGGCAGAGAUUAGACCAUUGAGUGCCAAUAAACUCUUUCUCUCUGUGGCCAUGGGCAUCACUCUGAAGUGCUUGGAGUCCAGUUUAUCCGCAGAGUCGAGAGUAAUACGCGUCAUGCCCAACACUCCGGCUUUGGUUCGUUCCGGUUGCUCGGUCUAUGUACGUGGCAGCAAGGCGAAUGAUGCAGAUGCUCAGAUAACCCAACGCCUGCUAGAGGCUGUUGGCACCUGCGAGGCCUGUGACGAAUCCCAGCUGGACAUUGUUACGGCACUGAGUGGUAGUGGACCCGCCUAUGUAUUUGUGAUGAUCGAGGCGCUGGCUGAUGGCGCUGUGCGCAUGGGAAUGCCCAGGGAUAUGGCUUAUAGGUUGGCCGCACAGACGGUGAUGGGUUCCGGGCACAUGGUCAGAGAAUGCAACACUCAUCCCGGUCAAUUGAAAGACAAUGUCACAAGUCCAGCUGGUUCAACAGCCGCUGCCUUAAAGCACCUCGAGUUAUCAGGUUUCCGUGCGGCGGUGGCGGGAGCUGUGGAGGCGGCAACGAUGCGCUGUCGCCAGAUAUCAAGCGAGACUUAGACAUAAUUUACAUAUAUGUACAUACUUUUCUUUUAUAAUAUUAAUAAUAAUAAGAAUAAUAAUUGUAAUUAU